Tachysurus vachellii is the source of this 4282-nucleotide messenger RNA. RefSeq names its product protein kinase C and casein kinase substrate in neurons protein 2. Gene Ontology annotation, molecular function: protein binding; phospholipid binding. Gene Ontology annotation, biological process: regulation of endocytosis; plasma membrane tubulation; cytoskeleton organization. Bases 186 to 1355 code for a protein of 389 amino acids. The record is from RefSeq and is a predicted model, not a curated record. Gene Ontology annotation, cellular component: endosome; cytoplasm; plasma membrane. The transcript is spliced from 10 exons. NCBI's taxonomy places the organism in Eukaryota, Metazoa, Chordata, Actinopteri, Siluriformes, Bagridae.
AGGAGGAGAGAGAAAGAGAGAGAGACGGAGAGAGAGAGAGAGACAGAGAGAGACAGAGAGAGAGAGACAGAAAGAGAGAGAGGAGGAGAGCGAGGGAGCAGUGGAGAAGGACAUAGCAGGAGAUCCAGAGGCUGAACUUUUGUGAAACUUCUUCAAAAAGAACUCCAAAAGUUUGAGGACUCAGGAUGUCGUCAGUCCAACAGCAGAACGGCCCAGAAGACUCAGCACACCGGAGCUUCUGGAUGCCUGGAAACUACCAGCAGACAGUGAAGAGGACAGAAGACUCCUUCCAGGCGUGUAACGACAUUGUGACGUGUUUUCAGGAGCGAGCGCGAGUGGAGAGACUUUACGCUCAGCAGCUUAACGAGUGGAGCAACAAGUGGAAGCCCGUAGUGGACACCAGUCCUCUGUACGGCUCUCUGUUAAGGGCCUGGCAGUGUUUCCUCUCCUCCGCUGAUCGUCUCUCCACCCUGCACUCCUCCAUCUGUCGCUCUCUGGUGUCUGAGGAUGGAGAGAGGAUCAGGACGUGGCAGAAGGAGACGUUCCAUAAGAAGAUGUUCGGAGGCUUCAGGGAGUCGCAGGACUUUGAGAUGGGAUUCACUCGAGCUCAGAAACCCUGGGCCAAGAGACUCAAGAAGCUGGAGAAGGCAAAGGCUGCGUUCCAUAAAGCGUCUCGUAAAGAGCACAUGGCUCGGGAACGUGAAGCUCAGGCUCGGGGAAACCCUGAGAUCACCAUCGAGAAACAGCGGAAGAUCCAGGAGGAGCAUGAGAUCACUCAGCAGAAGAUGCAGAAGGUCAGAGCCCGGUACGAGAAGGUUCUGGAAGAAGUGACACGCUACGCCCCCCGCUACAUGGAGGAAAUGGAGUCCAUCUUUGACCAAUCACAGGAGGAGGAGAGGAAGAGGAUCAGCUUUCUCAAACAGGCCUUUUUGUCCAUCCACAGGCACCUCGACGUCACCAACAACGAGAGUGUGAAGACUGUGUAUAAUGAGCUCCAUGAUGCUCUGAUGGCCAUUAAUGAUCAGGAGGACCUGCGCUGGUGGAGGAACACACACGGUCCUGGCAUGCCCACUGACUGGCCUCAGUUCCAGGAAUGGAUACCAGACAAGAAGCUUAAAAAAGGGAAGAAAGCUGUGGAGCAGAAGGCGGUGGUGGUGGAGAGAGGUACAAUGAUCGGUGGAGUGAGAGUCCGGGCUCUUUAUGAUUAUGUUGGACAGGAGCCGGAUGAGCUGUCCUUUAAAACUGGUGAGGAGUUUGUGAAAAUUGAGGAUGAGGAUGAUCAGGGUUGGUGUAGAGGGAUGAUGGAUGGAGGAAAAGAGGGUCUUUAUCCAGCCAACUAUGUGGAGGUGGUGUAGGUCCUGCAGCGCCACCUACCACUGUGAUGGGACACACACACACACACACACACACACACACACACACACACACACACACACACACAAAACACUGUUUUUAACACACCCUUGUCAAAGCGUUACCUCUCUUACCCACAGUUCUGUAGCAGUCUGCAUGUUAGUUAUCAAAGCCUAGAGUGGAUUCUGCCCCAUCACACCCUCCUCACCCAGGCCCCUUCAUCCUGCCCCACCCCUGCCUCCUUCCCCCAAUUACAGUCCAUCACGUACCUGAGCUGAUAAAGUAACACAACGGUCCCUAAGAUGUGGUGGGUAAAUAGAGAGGGGCAAAUAGCCUGGGGUGUGUUAAAGUCAGUAUAGAAACCCAGCCACACGCUGCCUCGGGGGUCCUGACUGCACUCAGGGCUUCCAUCAUGUUCAUAACUUCAUGCCAGUCUGUGAUUUUUUUAAUUGUAGUGUUUGGUAUUUGUGUAAGUGAAGAAGGUGUGCAGGAAGCAGCUGACGUGUUUGCGUACGUGUUUGCGUACGUGUUUGCGUACGUGUUUGCGUACGUGUUUGCGUACGUGUUUGCGUACGUGUGCAGAGUUUAGACUUAGCAUGAGAAUAAGAAACAUGUUUUUAUUCAGUACAAUAUUUAGCUUUAGUGUUUCAGGUGUUUUGGAGAUGAAACAGCGCUUUGAGGUGACAUGAAGAUACACGAGACAGUUCAUAUGCUAUAAUGUAACACGAGUGACUCUCACGGUCUGACCAGAUGACAUUAAUGUAGAGCCGUGAAGCGCUACGUCAGGUUGACAUAACACCUGAGUCAAGUGACAUAGAUUGUCCUGAGAGAUUUAUUUUAGAUCGUCAUGACAACUGACUUUGUAGCUCAGGCUCGACUCUUACGUUAGGAUUUUUUACGUUUUUAUAUCAGGUGUCAUAAAGGGCUUAUAAAGGCCUCAUGUAGCUCUAUGAACACAGCUAUCAAAUUUUUGUCCUAUGAUGUUUGUCCCACAUUAUAGCACAUACGGCCAUCACAGCACAUGCUAGGACCCAAUCAGACAAAAAGAAUUAGAUGUACACAAUACAGUGCAAAAGUAUUCACCCCCUUUGAGCUUUUCUGUCUUUUGUAUCAUUACAACCUGGAGCUUAACUGGGAUUUUUGUUUUAAUGGUUUGAGUUACACAUUUUAAUAUAUUUUAAAUAAAACAAACAUUAUAUUGGUUCAAGCGCUGGGUCUCAGUGUUUUGCCCGACACAGUGCUUGUUUGUAAAAGGUUUAGAGAAAGAAUAGCCAUGAAUUCUCAAACAGACUGGAGUUGAUUUUGAUUGGCAGUUCAUUCAGCUUAUUGCUUCCUGUCUCAAGGUGAAGCUCCGCCCCACAAUGUCAUUUGCAUACUGAAACAGGUUUCUGUCUAGGAUUGUUGUGUGUUUGUGUCUGUUCAUCUUACCUCCACUCCAGACCAGCUGUCUGGUCCAUGCUGAGCAAAAACCUCCCCACAACAUGAUGCUACCACCACCAUGUUUCACUGCAGUUUGAUGACAAGUAGAUGUCCACCAAAUUUGCCACCUUGUACCAAGACCAAAUAUGUUCAGUUCUUCAUUUAAUCAACAUGAAAAAAACUAUUUUACACUCAAUAUAAAAAUGUCCAACCAUCUCAAAUGUUUAUAUAAAGUUUAUUUUCCAUUUCAGUUGCAGGUUGUAACGCUACAAAACAACAGUUUAAUUUAUAUAUGUGUGUGUAUGUGUGUGUGUGUGUGUGUGUGUGUGUGUGUGUGUGUGUGUGUGUGUGUGCAUGUGUGUGUGUGUCUGCACGUGUGUAUAGGUGUGUGUGUGUGCGCGCAUGUGUCUGUGUGUGUGCGUGUGUGUGUCUCUGCAUGUGUGUAUAAGUGUGUGUGUGCGCAUGUAUCCGUGUGUGUGUGCGUGUGUGUGUCUGUGUGUGUGUAUAGGUAUGUGUGCGCAUGUGUCUGUGUGUGUGUGCGUGUGUGUGUCUGUGUGUGUGUGUGCGUGUGUCUGCAUGUGUGUAUAGGUGUGUGUGUACGCAUGUGUCUGUGUGUGUGCGUGUGUGUGUGUAUAGGUGUGUGUGUGCGCAUGUGUCUGUGUGUGUGCACAUGUGUCUGUGUGUGUGUGCGUGUGUGUCUGUGUGUGUGUGUGUCUCCACGUGUGUAUAGGUGUGUGUGCACGUGUGUCUGUGUGUGUGUGCGUGUCUGUGUGUGUGUGUAUAGGUGUGUGUGUGCAUGUGUCUGUGUGUGUGUGUGUGUCUGCAUGUGUGUAUAGGUGUGUGUGUGCGCAUGUGUCUGUGUGUGUAUGUCUGUGUGUGUGUGUGUGUCUGUGUGUGUGUGUGUGUGCGCAUGUGUCUGUGUGUGUGUGUCUGUGUGUGUGUGUGCGUGUGUGUGUCUGUGUGUGUCUGCAUGUGUGUAUAGGUGUGUGUGUGCGCAUGUGUCUGUGUGUGUAUGUCUGUGUGUGUGUGUGUGUGUGUGUCUGUGUGUGUGCGCAUGUGUCUGUGUGUGUGUGUGUGCGUGUGUGUCUGUGUGUGUGUGUGCGUGUGUGUGUCUGUGUGUGUGUCUGCAUGUGUGUAUAGGUGUGUGUGUGCGCAUGUGUCUGUGACUGUGUGUGUAUGUAUGAGAAGGAGAGAUUUAACAUAGCUGUCGUUUGAGCUUUUCACGAGUGUUUCACACAAGUAGAAGAACAAAAAUGUGUUCUGUGUUUAAAAAAAGUUUAUAAUCUGACUUUGAUCUUGUUAUUAAUAAUUAAUUCAGUUCGUUGGUGUUAAAGAAUGUUUUUUUUUGCUUUACAUAUGCAAAGCGUUCUUUUAAAGGAUGAUGUGUGCGGAUGUGUGUAUCAUGUUAUAUGCACCUUAUUUACAGUAGCUAUAGUGAAAACACACACACACACACACACAAACACAGAGAAAGUGUUUCUAAAUUUCAAAUUACAAAUAAAUAAAUAUA